Ectocarpus sp. CCAP 1310/34 is the source of this 1153-nucleotide messenger RNA. NCBI's taxonomy places the organism in Eukaryota, Phaeophyceae, Ectocarpales, Ectocarpaceae. The record is from the annotation of a GenBank genome assembly.
AUGGACGGCCAGUUCGUAGGGGCCACGGAACCCCAGCCGGACGUCGGGGACAUGAACAAACCCAAAGCUACGUUGCUGGCAGAGGGGUACUCCGAGGCGCAGAUCCACCGCAGCCUCCAAGNUGCGGGAGGGCCACAACCAAAAAACACGGCGGGAGGGCCGUGCGCUCGCAGCUGCGACGGGAGGGGCGCGGGAGGGCGACAAUCAAUGCAGCCCCACAGCGCGUCGGGAGGGCGUGGGGGGGAGGCAAACAUUAGCCCCAUGGCGCGUCGGACGGAGCGUGAGGGGGAGAAAAAAAAUCGAAGCAGCCCCGUGGCGCAUCGGGAGGGGCGAGAACUCCUUUUGUGGCGAGGCUACAGGCCGGGACGAGCGCUGGGAGGGGAGGAACACGCAUCGCAGCGCUGGAUUAACUCCUUUUGUGGCGAGGCUACAGGCCGGGACGAGCGCUGGGAGGGGAGGAACACGCAUCGCAGCGCUGGAUUGUGGCACUUCUUUCUUGACGGUUUUUGGUGUUUGAUGAUAUUCGUAGCGAAGUUGGUAAAUCCUCGGGUAUUGUCAUGACUGUACUUUUGGUUGAAGAGCCAGGGAGGGUGUUCCGUGUUUCUCGUAGGCGUUCGCGCCCACAUGUUCAGUAUUUCCUGCUAGUCAUUCGGUUGAGACCCCCAUUGAUUGCGGCUACGUGGUGCCGUUCUCUAGGUUGCGCAAUGUGCAGGAAGAUGGGAUACUGUUGGAACCGCUGAAGGAACGUAGGAGGAAAAAUUGGGACACCAGUGUUGUACUCCACGAGAAUAGAGGAUUGCCGAAAAAAUGCAUGCCGGUUAGGUGUCGCUCAGAAGAUGUUGGAUGAUUGCCUUCCGCCCUGGUGCGCUGUAUUUCAUCAGCGAGGGGGGGCGAUUUCGAUGUUUGUCUGAUGUUUGUUUGAAGAACAAACAGUAGUGCAGCCGCAUUGUAGUUGUUUGAACCAACUCCUCAGGAUAGUCUUGCACUUUUACUGCUUGCCAAGCGUUGGGAUAGGGUGUUUGAUGGAACGGUGAACAUUGGUGGGGGUUUUGACCCGGAGGCCGGGUUUCCCCCUGUUGUUUUUUUUCGUUGGUCUUUUGUCCGUUUGGUUUGUUUGGUCACAUCCGGCGUGUGAAUGCCCACUCAGUGGUUA